Camellia sinensis is the source of this 870-nucleotide messenger RNA. NCBI's taxonomy places the organism in Eukaryota, Viridiplantae, Streptophyta, Magnoliopsida, Ericales, Theaceae. The record is from RefSeq and is a predicted model, not a curated record.
AUGGCCCCAGCGGAAGUUAAAAGGGAAGGUGAUGAUUAUGACAUUCCAAAUGAAGUAGAUGCCAUUCGUUUGAUGAAUGAAAGUCGGUCAGAACCUUAUCAUGGUUGCGAAGCUGGUCCGAGCAAUGAAGAAGCAACCAAUAUGAACGUUGAAGAUGGCGGAACCGAUGUGAAAAAGAAAUGGUUGACGAUGCUUAUCGCAAUGACAUGGUUGGUGAUGUUGAACGUGCUAUUCUGGAACAGAAAUUUGAUUCGGUCGAAGAUGGAGAAGCUUUCUACAAUGCAUGCUGGUGAAGGGGGAAAGUAUGUUGUGACUCACUUCGUCGCAGACCACAACCAUGAAUUGGAGGAACAACACUGUGUGAUGUAUCUGAGGUCACAUCGUAGUUUAAAUAGCGUUGACAAAGCUCAAGCAAUGGCGAUGUGCAACGUCGGUGUGAAGACUAGCCAAAUCAUGGACUAUAUGGUAAAUCAAUAUGGGUUUUAUGAGAAUGUUUGUUUCAUCCGUACGGAUCUGCACAACCAUAUUCAAGCCAAACGUAGAGCAGAAGUUGAGGAUGGUGAUGCGCAGGGUGCAUUGGUUUACCUAUGUGCAAAACUUGAUGUUGAUGCACAUUCGAAAUCGCGGGCCGACUACGCAAAGUUUGGUGAUGUGUUGAUAUUUGACUCAACUUACAGAACCAAUGCAUACAAGAAACCUUUUGUCAUGUUAGCUGGUGUGACUAGCCACUUUAGGACCGCGAUAUUUGCAUGUGUUUUGCUAGCUAAUGAGACAAUUGAUACAUACACAUGGGUUUUAGAAACAUUUACGGAGGCGAUGGGCAAUAAAGCACCCAUGUCCGUACUGACAGAAAGGGAUAAGAUGAUGUGA